AUGAAUAUCAACACCGAGGUGCUCCGCAACUUCACCGCCAGAACUCUCAAAUCGUGGAGCGGGUAUCAACUCGCCCUCGAUAACUCAUGUGGAGGAGAUGAGACAAAGGAAAAAGACAAAUGGUUCCUUGAUGUUCUUUGCGAGCAAAUGACAAUUUCUCGCGGGUUGAAGGCCGAGGAGCUGGAGGAAUGGUUGACAAAUGUGCUUUAUCACGAUUUCGAUCUGAUUCUCGAAGACGAUUCGAGCUAUCAAAUCGCUUUUUUUCUUCUAGAAGGCUUCGGAUAUAUUAAGAAUAAUAAUGAACAGGGAUUACAGCAGUUGAUGUCAAAACUCCCUUCCGACGAGGAACUCGCCAAAGUGAAGCGCGAAUCAGUCCGAGGAGCUGAAAAUGAGGAGGAGGACGAUGAAGACAUGGAGAUCCCGGAGGACGAGGAGGAGGAGGAGGGACCGUCGGAGCCACGUGGACCUCAGCGACAAGUUGUCGUUGAUGAUGACGGAUGGACGACGAUUACCAAGAGACAAUAG
Caenorhabditis remanei is the source of this 525-nucleotide messenger RNA. RefSeq lists its product as uncharacterized. The coding region runs from base 1 to 525 and encodes 174 amino acids. Lineage: Eukaryota; Metazoa; Nematoda; Chromadorea; Rhabditida; Rhabditidae. Gene Ontology annotation, cellular component: nucleus. The record is from RefSeq and is a predicted model, not a curated record. The transcript has 3 exons. Gene Ontology annotation, biological process: maturation of SSU-rRNA from tricistronic rRNA transcript (SSU-rRNA, 5.8S rRNA, LSU-rRNA).